GCUCUUAAAGAAUACCAAAUACGAAAACCGGGAGAGUUUCAAAGAUUACCCGGGGUUAUGGAAAAAUUCACCGAGGAGCAAUUGUUUUUCAUAUCAUUUGCUAACAUGUGGUGCUCCAACUACCAGAGCGAUGCCAUUGCGGACACCCUUCGGAAACAGCCGCACCCGCCGGAGUCGGUGAGAGUGAACGGAUCGUUAGCCAACUUUGACAGGUUUGCCGAAGCGUUUCACUGCAAACCGGGAUCUAAAAUGUUUAGAAAACCAGAAGAGAGAUGUAUUCUCUGGUGAAUACAAUUAUGACUUUAAAUAGAGAGAGAAAAAAGCAAAGAUAGAGUGAAAAGAGUGAGAUAGAGACUUACGGACGGGU
Molecule: messenger RNA, 367 nt
Organism: Oppiella nova
Lineage: Eukaryota; Metazoa; Arthropoda; Arachnida; Sarcoptiformes; Oppiidae
Source: the annotation of a GenBank genome assembly